Mytilus californianus (California mussel) is the source of this 7071-nucleotide messenger RNA. RefSeq names its product centrosome and spindle pole associated protein 1-like. The transcript is spliced from 54 exons. NCBI's taxonomy places the organism in Eukaryota, Metazoa, Mollusca, Bivalvia, Mytilida, Mytilidae. Gene Ontology annotation, cellular component: centrosome; spindle pole; microtubule. The coding region runs from base 314 to 6049 and encodes 1911 amino acids. Gene Ontology annotation, biological process: positive regulation of cytokinesis. The record is from RefSeq and is a predicted model, not a curated record.
CAUUCCAAUGUUUUGUUUCCUGUUGUUCAAGUCUUGUCUCGUUGAAAAACAUCAACUAAAGCCUUUUCCACGUUGAUAUAGACUUUUACUGCUAACAUAAGGAUAUUAAAAUGAAUAACUUUGACAUCAAGUAAAAUUACACGGUACAAGAAAUGAUAAAGUUGCAAACUAACCGUUGAAACACGGUUGUUUUGGAGGUUGCCAUAAACGCUGAAAAUCUCCAUGCAGUGACAUUUGAGACUACAGUACAGAUACUAUCCACAAGCACACACAGAAAAAAAUAUACUCAAAAUUGAUUUUUUAAGGAAAUAACAUGACCUCAAUGAUGGAAUCUGACAUUGACCAAUUUAUUCAAAACCAGAAAGCAAAGCUUCAACAGGAAAGACAACAGUUAGCAGAUGAUGAAAGAGGUGAAAGGGUAGGGCGUAGACAGUGGGAUGAUCCAGGAAAAGAGACACAGUAUGCUGAACAGUUACUUCCUAAGAGAACUAUUAUGGUCAGGAGUCAUACAUUGCCAGAUCCAAAGUCAAUGAAGGAGUUUGACUAUAAAGAUGCCAGAAAGGAGCUAAUGAAGGAAAGAAGAAAGGAUUAUGAGGAAUAUCUAAGGACCUAUCAUCAUGAUCUAAUACCAUUGUUAUCAUCAUCAUCAUACUCCUCUCCACAAACCAGGCGUUACAACAGGCGACAUAGCCCAUCCCUCCAUUACCCAAUGCUACCACAAUUUUCAUUUGAUCAGUUCAGGGACAAAAGUUCAGAGAAGACAAAUGAAUCACCACGUAAGCCUGAAGUUGAUUACAAAGAAUGGGAGCUCUCCUUUCAAAAAGAAAAACAAAGAGACUAUAAUCAAUAUUUAGAACAGAAAAAACGUAGAACAAGAAAACAACCUACCCCUCCAGGGUCAGGUUUAAAGUUUGGGGAGUUUGAGGAAUAUCGUAAAAAGAUUGACAGACAACGCAAACAAGAUUACAAGGAAGAGUUAGAAAAGCAACAGACAGAGCAAAUGAUGUUAAAAGCACAAAGAGAUUAUAAUACAGUUCCCUUCAUACAAACCUCUCCCCGUUUUGAUCCUUCCAAAGAAAAACUAGACCAUGAAAUAAGUGACAGGAUAAUGAACCAGAAGUUCAAAGAAUUUGAUAAAAUGAUGGCGCUGAAUAAGACACAUGAACAGCAUGUACAUGUAGAUAAAAGAAGGACAGAACGUCCACCAGCAAGAACACAAGAUAAGGUUGUACCAGAAGAAAAGACACCAGAUAAGCCAUCAGAACCUAACCACUAUUAUGACACAUUUCACUAUCAGAAACAUCAACAACAACUGAAGGAUGAAAGGCAAAAAGAAACGAGACAAUUCUUUGAACAGCGGGCAGACCCCCAAACAAACAGAACAAAUGGCCCCCCUAAAGAAGAAGCACCAGGGCUUCAGCUGGGAAAAUAUGAAGAGAAAAGAAAGAAAUUAGAGCAGGAAAGAAAAAGAGAAUAUAAUGAAAUGCUGGCCAAGCAAGCUCAAAGGGGUAAAAGGUCCAAAGGUGCACAGUUAAGGGAAGAAAGAUCACAGCCCCAGACACAAAGGGAAGAAAGGUCAUUUGCACGGCCCCAGCCAAAUUAUCCAGAUGAAAGUCCAAUAACACAGCCCAGAGAUACUGCCAGAUCAUCAUUUGAACAGUAUGAUAGGUCUAGACAGCUUCAGGAAGAUAAGGAGAAUGAAUAUUAUGAUCUUGUCAGCAAGCUUCAGCAUGGAAGAGAAGAUAACUCUGUGGAGAGAUUACCUCAGGGGAGACAAUCUUCAUAUACUGAAGGUGAAACAGCAGCACUUACAAUGUUAGAGGAGAAAGAAAGAGAAUAUCAACAACUUCUAAAUGAGUUACAAGUAGAACGUAAUGACUCUGAGGAACAAAACAAACCACUUCCUCGACCUGGUAACUCUGAUGAUACUGAGGCAGGAGAUAGAAAACUCCUCAAUGGGUCACCUCCUCUGUAUCUCCUCUCAGAAAGUCACAUGGAUGAAGUGGAGAAAAAAAUUGAAAAAUUGAAAAAAUAUCUAAAAGAAAGGAAUGAAACUGCAUAUCAUACUGCUGAAUCCCUGUUGGGGGAAAUUGGUGACCAAUUGGAGCAUGUGCAAACAUUAUUAUCUCCAUCAUGGCUCAUUCCAAUGCCAAUACAGAGAAGAUAUCUCAAGUUAUUAAAAAUUUACAAACACCAGCUGAAAAAAAUGUAUAGCCGUGAAUUCAGUUCUGAGCGACAGGAAAAAGAAAGGGAAACUCACAGAGAACAGUUACCACCAAAACCCCCGACUCCAGGGGGUAUGUUUAAUAAACUUGGUGCUCAUGAUAGACAGAGGGACAAAUUAAAUGAAGAGAGAAAGGAGGAGUACAACAGAUUGAUAAAUGAGGGUGACCAACGCGGUAGAGGAAGAAGAAGUGAACCAAGGGAGGCUUAUCAGCCAGAAGCUCGUCAACAGCCAGAACCCCGUCAAAGACCUUCUACGGAUGAGGCCCCAGGUGCUUCCUUGAAAGGAUUGAAUCCAAGAGAUUCAGCAGAACAACGCAAAAAGCAACUACGCAAUGAUGAAUAUAAUGAAUUUUUACGACAGAAAGGGGGUAGAGGUCGUGGUCGACAGACAGAGGGUAGACCACCUCUUCCUACCUCAGCAAGAAAUCCACGACAUGGUUAUAAUGACACAGAACCCCAAAACAGAAGAGUAAACUCUGCCACGAACGAGAGAGAUGUUGGGAAGAAAGAUGAUAUAUUUGCUACAUUACCAGGGUUACAUUACAGUGAUUCCGCUGAGAAAAGAAAAAUGGCAGUGCGAAAUAGAGAAUAUAAUGAAAUGCUACAAAAUAAGGAUGGAAAGAGGCGAGGUAGGUCAAAUGAAAAUGGUCCUCCGGGUCCAAGAACUGGUUGGCAGUCCCCAUCUUAUGAUGAUGUGCUAGACAGGAAAAGACAAGAAAAAGCCAAGUAUAGACGUGAUGAUCCUACAGGCAUGAGGGCCUACAACAGCGAAGGAGCUAUUGAUACGCUGGGGAAUGAUAGAUAUAAAGAUUUGGACAGAGAAUAUGAAACAAGGAAAGUAAGAUUUCGUGAUCAGAGAUCUAAUAUUUUGGACAAUGACCAGUGGUUAGAUUCUGAUCAGGUCAGACGAGAUGUAGAAUACCAAGAUUUGUUAAAUAAAGUGCAGAGUUCUCAGGAGUCGCAACAACCGCAAGCUGCACCAAGGGGUCCUCCGCCGAGGGAGGAACCAUCGUCAUCAGAAAUGGCAACUUCAUAUUAUGCCACAUUGCCAGUCGGUACUGACAGAGGUGGCAAUGAAAGGGAUAGUGCCAAGCGUAGGAAACAGAGCAAAUACAGGGAAGAAUUACAGCUACAGAUGCAAGAAGCUGUGGCUGCUAAAAGGAGAAACAAGAAUUUAGAGAAAGUAGAAGACUUAAGAGUUAAUGCUUCUGGAUUCUUAGACCCAGAAAAGACAGUAAGGAGAAUUGGAAACCUUGGUAAUCCUGAUAUAAGCCCAAGACGACAAAUGAGAAGUCCUGAAGUUCAACCAUAUCAUACCAAGUUUGAUCUUAGUCCUCGUGGUGGAAGGAAUGGACAGGAUUUAAAUCUAGACCUUGGUGGAGUAGGUGGCUAUACACCAAGAGAGCGAGGACGUCCACAGAGACGAGGUAGAGGAGCAGGAGGAGGAGGAGGCUCUGGAGGGGGAUUAUUAGAUACAGGGUUUGAAGGCCUUCUAGAGUCCAGACCCAGGGGUGCAUAUGCUCCACCAGGAAUACAGUAUCAACCAUCCUUUGCAGACCCAUCAGAACCAGGAAGGAUUGGUAUCCCAAGUACUUAUAUAACUGGAGGAGGAGGUCUUAACAACCCAGCUCUCAGUUCUAUAGAUGAAGCCUAUCAUUUCUAUGGUAUGAAGAACCCAUUAGACCCAGAGCCUUCUGGAGGUGGUGGUGGUCCAGAUAUUCCAUUAAACCGUUUAGAUGAUCAACCAUACAGUCGUCGAAUGUCUCCCCCUAGAGUAACAUUUGAAGAUAACACUAGAGCCAGGAGUAGAAGUAAAGAGAGGAUCUCACCAUACCAGUUCCCCAGUGAUGAUGAUUUUAGGAGUAAAUCACGACAAGAUCAAAGAGCUUACCAAGAAGAACUUCAGCGACAGAUACAAGAAAAGAAAUACAGAGAACAAAAAGAGAAAGAAGAUAAAGAUAGAUAUGAAAGAAAAUUGGAUGAAGAAAUACGUAAUUAUAAUCCAUUUGGUCGUGGUGGUGGUGGAGCUCCAAUCAAAGAUACUGCUGGCAAUGCAGUCACUGACUUAAGAUCUAUGCAUUAUGAAAAUGUUGGAGGAACAUCAGCAAGGUCUCCACCCCCUAGAGAGUCACCAAGAUUCCGAGCUCCUGCUUCUCCUAAAGAUGAUUUAAUUAAACCUCCACCAAUGCAACAGAAUGCUAAAGGGGAGAAUACUUAUGCUAGAGGUGGUCAUGGUAUAUUUGGACAGCCUAGGACUGAUGCAGAGAAAGACACAGCAGAUAAAUAUAAAGAUGAUUUACGGCGACAGAUUGAAGAAAAAAAAAGAUAUGAUCAAAUUGAAAGGGAAAAGGAAAAAAUUGAAGAAGAAAAAGAAAACAGACGUCUUGAGGAACAAAGGAUUAGAAUACAGCAGGAAUAUGAAGAAGAAGUCAGAAAGAAGAGAGAAAAAGAAGAAGAUGCUCGAAGAAAAAACGAAGAACUUAGAAAACAAGCAGAAGAUAGAAAGAAUGAGGAAAGCAGAAAAAGGAGAGAGGAUGCUGAUGCUAGAUCAAGAGAGAAACAAGAACAAGAAGAUAGAGAGAGAACAGAACGACAAAGGGAAGAGAGAGGUGGUUCACCUCCUAUACCAGCUAUCAGGAGUAAACUUGCCACAGAAAAUGGAGAACCUUCGGAAGAGAAAAGAGCUGUUACUAAACCUCCUCCCAAGUCUAAAGAACCUCUACCUCCUAAAAAGACUAAUUAUAAACCUGAUGAUUUUAAACUUAGUAUUAUAAAAAGAGAUUCAGCACCAAAUAUACAUGGUUACGAUCAUUUCCGUACCAGUUCAGUCAGUCUAGAACCUCCAACAACACAGACAAGAAUUACCCCAGAAAUCAAAACCUCGACGUCAGAUGGGCGAGGCAGGUCUCCGCCCGUACCCUCACACAGAAGCAAGCCAGAACCGCAGGUUGCUCCAGCACCUUUACAACUAUCCAGAGCUAACAGUUCUGAUGUUCUUAAAGAAUUAGCUACAAUGAGAAAACAAUUACAAAGUGAAAGAAAGAGAGUAGAAAAUGCACUGGAAAACCAAAAGAACGAACCAGAUGUGUUUGAUCCCAGAAUGGUACAAAGACCACCACCGAGAGAAAUAGAUGUUUUUGAGAGGGCUAAACAAGGCCAUGCUGCUGUACCACAGCGACAGUCAGAUACAGCCAAUGCUAGAACCUUACAGGAAUUUAACGAAUUAAAAUAUAAAACUGAUACAGAUUCACGGAGAGCAUUUAGAAGUAUGUUUCCUGAUGCCCCUACCUCUAAUUCAGCAUUAGAAUCACAACAAGAUGCAUUGUUACGUCAUCAAGAAGAUACCCUCAAAAAUCUUAAAGACAGAAGAUAUGCUUCAGCUGUGAGACAUAGUAUAGAGGAAGAAUUAGACUAUGGUACUGGACGACAGGGGACUAUGAGUCCAAAGUCCAUGCUGAAUUCCAACAGUGCAUUUAUAGAUGUAGAUACAGUCAACCAUUUCCCUGAAGACUUUGAAGAUUUACCCAAACGUAAUGACUCAGCAAGAAUGAGAAGAAGAGAGAGACUUCCUCUAAGCCCAAGGCCUGAAAGCAUAUCAUUAAAUCCUAUGGGAUCCACAACAAGUUUAGAUGUUGACAGGAUACAGAAGAAAAAUGAUGCUAGGUUACGGAGAUUACAUCAAAUGAACACUGAUGAUGUUUCGAUAGCUGAUCCUGAUGAUAUCUUAGACAGAUUUAUGGCAAAACAAAGAUAUAACAGACCUCCAUCCGGCCAGACACUCCAAGAUGAUUCAUGGUUACGCCCAGGAAGUAAAGCAUUUUAAUGACAAAAAUCUGCAUCUUAAGAAUGCUUAACAUGACAUUGUUAAAUGAUGUUAUAAAAUAUAUAUAAGCCUUGUAAAUGAAUGCAUAUUUAUUUGUAUAUAAUUUGAAAUUGAAAGAAUAACACAUGGGUUUGUAUGAAAAUAUCAUGAAAGUCAUUGUUAUGGCAAUAAUAUCAAUGAAAAUAUUACAUUCCUAUGAUAAAUAUUUAUACUUAAUGUAAAAAACCUGGUACAUUGGGUAACAAUACAAUGUUCUCUAGGUAAUAAGUAUAUUUUAGUGCUAAUUAUAAUUUCAUUAAAUGAAUUCUAGAGGGAAACAAUUAGUAUGAAAGAAGGCAGCAAAAAUAAAAGCAUAUGGAGCCUGUCAAUGAGAGGCAUAGGAAUAAAAAAAAAAUUAGUCCAGUUUUAACCAUAAGUAUAUUACUUUGUACUCAUUAAAAAAAUCAUUAAUGAUGCAAGAUUUUUAUGAUGUCCGUAGACAUAGUGAAGAAUUAGGAGUAUGUUUUAAAGGCAUACAUGAUUCACUGCCAGUCAGAAUUUUAAAUAUCUGAACUGAAGAAUUAGGUGUUUUAUCUAUAUAUAUAUUAUUGUUGUGAGAUGUCAAAUCUCAGGUUUAGUCAAAUUAUCUGUGAUAACCAAGCCACAUGUUUUUGUCUUCAUCUCAUUUUAACACAUCAGUAAUGACAUUUCAUUCUUCUAUAAAAAAAUCUUUAUAAAUCUAAUUUUUGUGAUAGUUUUUAAUUAAUUUUUUUAUUGUAUUUAACAUGUUAAUAUUGGAUUUUUAAUAUGUUUACCAACAUUACUGACUUCAGAAAAUUAGUUUGCCACACCCAGUCAGGUGAUUAAAUAACAGCAAUACUUAUGAAGAUUUUUGGUUUGAUUAAUAAUUUGUGAUGUUCUAAUAUUGUUUGUCAGAACUGUGGCUGGUGUAAUAAUUCGUCCAUAUUUGUUAUUUGUAAGUCACUGUUAACAAUUAACAGUGCAAUGACAUAUUUUUAUAGAAAUAAAAAUAUUGGAAUCUG